UUCCACGGUGACGGCAUCCCCCCCAACUCUCCUCCCCCUCCUCCUCCCGGCUGCUGCUUCUGCUCCUCUUCCUCCUCCAUCUCUCUGUGUCCGUCGGCUCGUUGGUGUCGUCAGGAUGGGAGAUAAAGGAACCAGAGUCUUUAAGAAGGCCAGUCCAAACGGAAAGCUCACAGUCUACCUGGGAAAGAGAGACUUUGUGGACCAUGUGGACCUUGUAGAGCCUGUUGACGGUGUUGUUUUGAUCGACCCAGAAUACCUGAAAGAGAGGAAAGUGUUUGUCACUCUGACCUGUGCAUUCCGAUAUGGUCGGGAGGAUUUGGACGUCCUUGGAUUAACGUUUAGGAAGGACCUGUUUGUGGCGAAUAUCCAGGCAUUUCCUCCAGUACCUGAGGAGAAGAAGAGUCUGACUCGUCUUCAAGAACGCCUGAUUAAAAAACUGGGAGAACACGCCUACCCGUUCACCUUUGAGAUCCCUCUGAACCUGCCAUGCUCCGUCACCCUGCAGCCGGGACCGGAAGACACAGGGAAGGCCUGCGGAGUGGACUUUGAGGUGAAAGCUUUCUGUGCAGAGAAUAUUGAGGAGAAGAUCCACAAAAGGAAUUCAGUGCGCCUGGUGAUCAGGAAGGUGCAGUAUGCUCCAGAGAAACCCGGUCCUCAGCCAACAGCCGAGACCACCAGACAGUUCCUGAUGUCGGAUAAACCUCUGCACCUGGAAGCCUCACUGGAUAAGGAGAUUUAUUACCACGGGGAGCCCAUCAGUGUCAAUGUUCAUGUCACCAACAACACCAAUAAGACAGUGAAGAAGAUGAAAAUCGCAGUGCGGCAGUUCGCAGACAUCUGCUUGUUCAACACGGCACAGUACAAAUGUCCAGUAGCCGUCGAAGAGUCUGAUGAUGUUGUGGCUCCCAGCUCAACUUUCUGCAAGGUGUUUACUCUCACUCCGUUCCUGGCCAACAAUCGGGAAAAACGUGGUCUUGCUCUGGAUGGAAAGCUGAAGCAUGAAGACACCAAUCUGGCAUCCAGCACUCUCCUGAGAGAAGGAGCCAACAAGGAGAUUCUUGGCAUCAUCGUGUCCUACAAAGUCAAAGUGAAGCUUGUUGUGUCGCGAGGCGGGCUUCUUGGAGAUCUGGCUUCCAGUGACGUCUUUGUUGAGCUGCCCUUCACAUUGAUGCACCCAAAACCAUUGGAGGAGUCCUUCUACAGAGACGCUCCAGAUGAAGCACCAAUCGACACUAACCUGAUUGAAUUUGACACACAUGAUGAUGACAUCAUAUUCGAGGACUUCGCCCGCCAGCGGCUGAUCGGCGCAAAAGAUGAGAAGGAAGAGGAAGAGGAGCCUGUGGACUCACCAAAACCUGAUGACAGAUAAAGGCGAUGGGUGCCAUCGCCCUUGCUGUUGUUGUUUUGCUGCUCUUUGUAGUGUGAUGAUGGCAGAGGUUAAAUGUAGACCGAGCCACAGUCUGGACACCCUCCAAACACUCGGUGGUGGCGUGUUUGUGUGUUUGUUCAUGUCAGUCCUCCCUCUGCGUCCCGCGGGGUGUAGAAUACCACAGCCUUGUGUCGUCAGGCCAAACCCCGACAAGAACUCUGAGUCGGCACUGUGGUGACCGCUGGAAGCAUGCCUCUCUUUGUUCUUUGUAUUUCCAUUAGAGACCAAAUAGGAGUACAGUUAUUUUGAGAUUAGCUUCAGUAUUUUGUGCGCAAGGGUCUUUAUAAACAAAAAAACACUGCCAACUUCAGAUGAUUUGCAAUGCUCUACCACCAGAUUAACAUCCGCAAUUUAGAUGGUUACUUAUGUUUGCAAAUACCAGUGGCUAGGGAGAAGACAGGCAAACAAUUGCAUGAAAUAUAUAAAUUUUUUUGUAGUUUAUUGAAGUUACAAAUAGUAAAUGAAUCUUUUUGUUACAUGUCGGUAAUUUUUUAAAUCAUCAUCGUUAUUGUUAAAAAUACUUUCCAAGGUCAUGAAAGCAGCAGAUAGUAUCUGUCACCAGACAUGGAAAUACUGCUGCAGUGCUUUGGUUAAAGAGGGGCUGCAAGACCCACUUUAACAUGGAUGUUGUAUCUAAACACUGUGAGCCUUAUUCAAAGAUGAUUAUAAUUCUUAUAACUGACCCACACUGACACCACAGAGGUCUAGGGAGUACAUUUUUAAUUUAUGGCAUUCCUGAUAAGCCCAAAUAUAGUUCUGACUUAAAGGAAAAGCCUUAAAGGCAAGAGCAAUGAAAAGUGGCCUUAGCUAAUUGCAGUCAUUAUAAAUGGUUCAACCAGUGUACAGAUUAAUCAGCCAUUACAAUAUGACCACCCUAAUUGAUUUGAUACCUCACCUACAGAUGCUAGAUUGGAUUGCAAUCUGAAGACUUUAAGGCCAGAACAACAACAUCCCAAAACUCUAACUGGUGUCUUGUAUUUAAAGCUUGUUUACAUUUUGAUAGAAACAACGAGCCAUAGGAAUAGUUUUUCACUGGGGAGGGGUGGACAUGGUCAGCAACAAUGUUUAUGUUUGUAAUACUUCUUAUGAUAGGAUUUAGAUUUAAGUUGCAGCCUUUGUCCAAAGCAUCUGGUUACCCAUGUUUUCUCAUACUGCCUGUGCAAAUUCUUAGUUAUCGAUGUCAAGACAACCACACAAAAUAACUUAAUUUUAGGCAACCAGACAUUUGUUAAUUUUUUUUGUAUUGGUUUUAGCAAUGUGUGAAACAAAACAAUGCCCACUCAAGUUAUUAGAUCUGCAUCUGAUGUAAAGCUAAAAGAAUUUCUAAGCAGGAACAUCCUGCCUACAGUUAAACAUGGUGGUGGCAAUGUGACGGUCUGGGUCUGUAUUGCUUUUUUAAUACCAUAAGCACUUGCUUUUGUUAAUAAACCCACAAACAUUUCUUACUCAAAGAAAACAGGAGAAGGUUCAGUCCAGAUAGGGUUGCUAAGCAGGACAAUGAGCCAAAAGCAGACAACCACCUCUGAAUGGCUCAAAAUGCUGGAAUUUCAAUUCAAUUUAUUUAUAUAGCGUCAAUUCCCAACAAAUGUCAUCUCAAGACACUUUAUUAAAUGUUAUUUAUUGAUCUUACAUUGCAGAAAUUUACCUCUGCAUUUAACCCAUCCCCUUGAGGAGCAGUGGGCUGCAAUCGUGGGGGGCUGGGUAACACUGUGGGGUUAAGGGUCUUGCUCAGGGACCCAGAGUGGCAGUGGGGCUCAGACCCAGAACCUCAGGAUUCCAAGCUCGAUGCCCAAACCACUAGGCCACCACUCCCCUUUACAGAGACAUUUAAACCCAAUCAUACAGUCAGAUUGGUUCCAAGUGUUCUAUUUACGGGAAACCAGCUGAUUGCAUCGACUCAUUGACUCAACGGUAAUCCCUCACACCAAGUAUCCAAUUUGCGACACUGGAGAGAAAAGACCUUUUUUAACAGGAAGAAACCUCCAGCAGAACCAGGCUCAGAGUGAGUUGCCUUCUGCUGUCUAGGGUUCAGGGAGAUAGAAGCAGACAUAGAAAAAGAAUAAGAGAUACAAAAACUAAUUGCUAACUAGCUUCAUAGGCGACCCUUUCCAGGAAAGAUGCUGUCAGGCAGACAAGCUCCG
Molecule: messenger RNA, 3570 nt
Organism: Cyprinodon variegatus (sheepshead minnow)
Lineage: Eukaryota; Metazoa; Chordata; Actinopteri; Cyprinodontiformes; Cyprinodontidae
Gene: arrb1
Product: arrestin, beta 1
Exons: 16
Coding region: 116-1369 (417 amino acids)
Biological process (GO): visual perception; signal transduction; G protein-coupled receptor internalization
Molecular function (GO): G protein-coupled receptor binding
Source: RefSeq, a predicted model, not a curated record